UCAAGUAACCAGGCCGCUCCUGUCCCUCUGGGAAACUCCUGUCGCCAGGAACUCCCACCUUUCUGCUCUCCCGGACAAAAGCACCCUCUUGCCAGGACCUCUUGCCACCGUCUAAGAUGCUGGCCAAAAGUCUAUGCUUCUAGCCCACUAGGGCUGUCCCCUGGUUCUUGCCAGUCACUGCUCCAGCGGGAACCUAAUGAUCCCCAGCUACUCUUGAACUGGGCUGCUGAGGUACCAGGCUCGUCUGCUGGCUCCCCUGGGUGCCAUGGAGACCUGGCGGAAAGGCUCCUUCCGCAACGCCUCCUUCUUCAAGCGGCUGAGCCUAGGGCGGCCGAGGCGACUCCGGCGACAGGGCAGUGUGCUCAGCCAGGCCAGCACGGCUGGCGGGGAUCACGAGGAAUACAGCAACCGAGAGGUCAUCCGGGAGUUGCGAGGGCGGCCAGAUGGCCGGCGCCUGCCCCUGUGGGGGGACGAGCAGCCCCGGGCCACCCUGCUGGCCCCACCCAAGCCUCCCCGCCUCUACCGAGAGAGCUCCAGCUGCCCCAACAUCCUGGAGCCCCCCGCUGCCUACUCGGCCACCCUGCCCUCGGCGCUCUCCCUGGCGGGCACCUUCCACCACUACUCUGAGGACAACCUUCUGGACACUCCCUCCUUCCAGGGGACACCUGCUCCAGACCUCAGUGAUCCCUUCUUCUCCUUCAAAGUGGACCUGGGGAUUUCACUUCUUGAGGAAGUUCUACAGAUGCUGAGGGAGCAAUUUCCGAGUGAACCUGGCUUCUGAAUGGGGUGCGGGUGGGCAGAGGUGGGGUAACUGGAAGAGCCGGAAGCCUGGAAAGAGGGUGCAGCUGCAGAUUAAGAAAAAGGUAGGGAUAGGAAUCCAGGAUCCUGCCUGCCCUCCGGGUCCUGAACAGUCCUCCACGUCACCCUGGAGCAGAGGGACAGAAGGACAGAGGCAAGCUGGAAAUGCUGUGGAGGGGGCACUUGC
Neomonachus schauinslandi (Hawaiian monk seal) is the source of this 985-nucleotide messenger RNA. It is a transcript of the gene C9H15orf62, whose product is annotated as chromosome 9 C15orf62 homolog. The transcript has a single exon. The record is from RefSeq and is a predicted model, not a curated record. The coding region runs from base 266 to 781 and encodes 171 amino acids. Lineage: Eukaryota; Metazoa; Chordata; Mammalia; Carnivora; Phocidae.